AUGGAUAAUAAUAAUAUAGUAUUUACAAAAGUUAUAUCAACAAAGUAUAUUAGAAAUAUUAUAUUUAAUCAAGUUAGAAGAUUGAAUAGAUUACAGAAUAAAGGUGUAUCUAUUAAAUAUAGAGAUGUUGAUUCGUUGGAAUGGUUGCUUGGACUCAGAGACACUAGUGCUUGUAAAUCAUUGGUGAGAGAAAAGUUGGUAAAGAGUAUUGGUCAUAUUAGAUUCCCAACACAUCAAGCAAUGGAGUUGAUGUGUCAAUUAGAGUUGGAUCUAUUUAUACAAGUGUAUCAACACUUUAAAGACGAUGGAAUUGGUCGACAUCACAUCAUACUAGACAGUGCAUGUAAAAUUGGUAGAUUAGAUAUCGUACAAUACCUCUUGUUGGAUCAACAACAUCAUCCAUUCACAAAUCACGCUAUUGAAUAUGCCGCUCGCAAUGGUCAUUUGGAUUGCAUAAAGGUGUUGUUUGGGUGUGGUCAAUUCGAUCGAGAUGUACAUAUCACAUGUCUAGCAUACGAUAGUGCUGCCAAAGGUGGACAUAUUGAAAUACUACAAUACUAUGACAGUUGCUUUACAAUUGAAUCGACAAACAAUUGUAUCGAUGAGGCAUGUAAAUUAAAUCAUGAACCGAUUGUUAGAUACUUGCUUGAUAAUAGACCGGACCUAAUGUUCUCAAACUAUGCUGGAUGGAAUGCUGUGGAGAAUGCAAAUGACAGUCUGUAUCGUCUGUUACUCGACCAUCACCAGACACGGUGCCAAUACACACACGGUGACGAUAUAUUCACAAGACAUGCAUCCGAAUCACCGUAUGUGUAUGGGGCAUUGGCCAAAGGCAACCUACAAGCCAUCAAAAACCUCAUUGCUAUGGGUGGCAUCAAACCGACACUCUCUGCAGGCUCAAUGAAUAGUAUCGUGGCGUCGGGCAACACCCAGCUGCUGGAAUACCUCGUCACCGAGGUCAAAGCAUUCCAUUAUCUGGAUUUCACGUCGUACUAUCAAUUUAGAGGCUGUCUUGACACUGCCAUUAGAAUCAAGCAUGUGGGUAUGGUCAAGUUGGUCUGCAAGCUCUUUAGCCUGGCGACUCCGGCAAUGCGUAUGUUUGACCAGGCGUGUCGUACACGAGACACUGAUAUCAUCGGCGCUGUCUAUCAAAAAAUGCGUGAUGACGGGACAGAGUUUGACCAAACCAUCACUGUACGUGACACCAAGUCACUCCUAUACCUCUACAAUCUAAUGCCAAAAACACACUUGUUUUCAAUUGAUACAAGUCCAAGUGAUAAAAACCUUCUUCACUAUAUCAUACCAACCGGUAACCUACAACUAUUCGAGUAUCUAUUGGCAUCACCACGGUUCUCAGCCACCUACAAGAUCACUGAAAAGACUGUAUUGCUAGCUGCCACCAACCAUCAACUAGGAAUGAUUAAAUUAAUAUUUCAGUAUCGAAAAGGAAUGACAGUCACACAAUCAAUGAUUAGAGCAGCUAUAGAUACCAAUAACCUCCAAAUGUUUAGACUCUUUGAAUCCAAAAUACCAAAAAACAAAGACCGAUAUUCAUUUGUCACCAAGUCUUCAUUCAAAGGUCCUUUGGUCAAUGGUAAUUUUGGUAUAUUUAAAGAAUUGGCAGAUUAUUAUAACAGGUUUCAGGCAGACCACCAAAUUGUAUUGGAUCAGGAUGAUUGGUCACAAUUUGCAAGGAUUGGGUCUUUUGUGGCACUUGAAAUGUUAAAUGUGUUACCAAGAGACCUAGAAUCACUACAAAUCAAUCAAAUAUUUGUUAAAAGGGUAUUCGAAAAUAAUCAUUAUACCUAUUUUAAAUCACCACUCUUUCCAACUCUAAAAUGUAAAGUUGCACCUCUCUACACGGAUCUUAUGCACAUGUCCAACUUUACAUUUCUUAAACAUGUAAUAGAUCGGUAUGGUCCAUUGGGGUCUGGUUGCGCCCUCCCAUUUAAUAAUCCAACCAUUUCAAAAUAUAUUACACAACGGUCGUCUUGUGAUGAAUAUGCAUUUUCUGAUCUAAAGUGCUCAUCAUUCGUUUUCAGCCUCUACUUAUACUUAAAGAAGACUAUAGUUGGUAGUACUCAUCGAUUAGUCAUUGGUAGUAGUACUACUACCCCUUAUAUUAGUAAAGAUAGUUGUAGUAAUAGUAUAAUCAAUCAUAGUAGUAGUAGGUUUUAUAGUACUAGUAAUAGUAAUAGUGAUAGUAGUAAUAGUAAUAGUGAUAGCAGUAAUAGUAGUAAUAGUAAUGAUAGUGCAACUUCAGAUAAAUCUAUAUGGUCAAGUGUUAAACAAUACUUGUUUGAAAGUAAUGGAGUGAUUUGGGAAUCAUCACCGGUGGAAGUGAUGAGUAGAAGACAACUGAAACAACACAAGAAACAAUCGAAAAAGGAUGGUGUACCAACCAACCUCUAUCAGGCAAAGGUGACAUCGUACGGACCCAACUUUCAAGGUAUUGCACAACAUCAAGACGUGAUUCUGAGCAACCUAAAGUCAACACCACUUAAAGUAAAACAACCUCUUCAUAUCAUCGAUGCACUCAAAGAUGAGAUAGUAGAGGCUCAGGUAUUUGGUAAAGAGGAUGGUUAUUAUACAGGUAGAACGAAAACGGUUUUAAAGAGAUCACCAAAUCGUGCUCAUCCACUAUGUGAUCACUAUGGAUUGUGUAAUGGAUAUAUCCCAAAACAACCAAAUGGAUUCGAGUAUAGAAGAAGAGCACGUCUCAGAGUACACUUUAAUCGCAAGACCAACAAGAUCGACGUUGGUUACGAUUCCCCUAAAAUCACAAGUUUCCAAGUUGAAUAUUGUCCGGUACUCGUCAAAGAACUUCAACGUAUGCCAGUUGAACUAUCCAAAUUAAUUGAAUCAUUAUCAAUUAAAUUACAAAUACCUUCAAUCGAAGUAACUCGUGCUGAUAAUAUAACAUCAUUUUCAAUAAGAGUAUUAGAAGCACCUGAAGAAUCGGAUAGAAUCAAAAUACAGGAAUUUGGAAAACAACAUGAUGCCAUUAUAAUUUUACAGCAUGGUGGACCUGGUUCAUUUGAAAAGAUAUAUCCAGAGCAUCAUGUAGAUAUGAAAUAUUCACCAAUCGAAGGAAUUACUCUCAAUAUAUCACCAGUUGAUUUCAUGCAAGUUAAUGCAAAUGCAAAUACAGUAAUGGUACAAAAGGUUUUAGAUUAUUUAAAUUUAAAUCCAUCAGAUAAUUGUUAUGAUUUAUAUUGUGGAGUAGGAAAUUUUACUAUACCAAUGGCAAAGAAGGCAGGAUCAGUCAUUGGAUUUGAACUAUCACAAGAAUUACUUACAAAAUUAAUUCAUAAUGUUCAUUUGAAUAAUGUCAAAGGAAAAGUACAAGCUGUACUAUGUAAUUUAUUCACAGAAGAUAUUCCAUUUUGUGGCAAUGAUGUUGCUUUGGAAAAUGGUGUAGAUGCUACUCAACAACAACAACAACAAAUAGAGAAUACCCCAAUGAGAAUUAACAAGAUAGUGUUAGAUCCACCUCGAUCAGGUGCACAAAAGAUUUGCAGGUCGAUUCCUCCCGGUCUAGAUUGUAUUGUCUAUGUGUCGUGUGGUCCCGAGACAUCACUUGUCAAGGAUCUUUUAUUGCUUUCACCAAACUACCAAGUCAAGGAAAUUAAACUAUUGGAUAUGUUUGCUCAAACUUCUAAAAUGGAGGCUAUUGCUUAUUUAAUUCCAAAAUAA
Molecule: messenger RNA, 3696 nt
Organism: Cavenderia fasciculata
Lineage: Eukaryota; Evosea; Eumycetozoa; Acytosteliales; Cavenderiaceae
Product: 23S rRNA (Uracil-5-)-methyltransferase
Exons: 7
Coding region: 1-3696 (1231 amino acids)
Biological process (GO): RNA processing
Molecular function (GO): protein binding; RNA methyltransferase activity
Source: RefSeq, a predicted model, not a curated record